AUGGGAUACACUAAGGAAACGAAAGGUGGUCUAUUUUAUAGUCCCGAGGACCAGAAAGUAAUCGUUAGCAUGAAUGUUAGGUUCUUGGAAGAAGACUAUGUUUUAGAACAGAAGCCCAGUAGUAGACAUGUGCUUGAGGAGGUAAAGGGAGUGAGUACUUCGAUACCGAGUGCGCUAGAUGUUACACCACAAAAUACUGCAACAUGUAUCGCUAAUGAUGCACCGGAGCAGGUAGCAAGCCACCCACUCGGUAAACCCUUAGAUUUAACUGUCCAGUUAUAUGGAACAAUUACCCUAUAUUAUUCGUAUGGGACACUUAACCUCCUCGGUCAAGACCACUUGCUACGGGACGAGGUCGACAAGGGCAGCCCGGGAUUGCAUGUAGAAAAUCGAGUCAGCCAUGUCCUUUGGCUUAUCGGGCUCGUCCAGGAGCUGGACGAGGUACUCGGGCGAGAGGAGGCCAUAUGA
Molecule: messenger RNA, 468 nt
Organism: Striga asiatica
Lineage: Eukaryota; Viridiplantae; Streptophyta; Magnoliopsida; Lamiales; Orobanchaceae
Source: the annotation of a GenBank genome assembly